GAUUGGCAUUCCAUCAUAAUAACAAUACCACGUUGGGUAAAGAUGGCGUCAAGAAUACUACUUUUUAUGUUUAUUUUUGUUCUGGCUGUCCUAAACCAUUCAUUUGCUCAAAUCGAAGAAAGUGAUGCUUUUGAUCCAGGAAAUAAAUCUCCAAUAUUUUAUUCAAAUUACCUUAACAUUACAUCAAAAACUAGGUUUCUCAUUUAUGAUGUGAAUCCAGGCGAAGGUUUUAAUCUGAGAAGGGAUGUUUAUGUUCGCGUAGCAAAUCUUAUUCAGUUCAUGAAUGAUAGAGGCGAAGAUUGGAUACUUGUUCUACCGCCAUGGAGACACUUGUUUCACUGGAAAUCUAGGUAUCUACGUCAAGAGGCUACACCAUGGAGAUACUUUUUUGACUUAUCUAGUAUGAACUUGUAUGUGCCAGUCAUGGAAUUUGAAGAAUUUAUUUCCUACAUAGGUUCAAAUGGCAUUGACCAUGUUUUGUAUUUGCAACGUCACCCAGAUGGUUUUAAGAAUGGAUGGAAAGAGGUAAUUGAAACAGCUGACUGCAUUGAAAAAGCUACCUACCAUAGAGAUGAUUCAGGAAAAUUCAGAGGUUAUUUUUGGAGUAUGUCACAUAUUUACUCACAAAAGUUUGAUUGUGUCAGUGCUCAAGGACAUGCUACAGUUUUAGCAGAUUUUUUAAAGAAGUUAGAGGCAAGGUCCAUACUAGUUGAUCGAUUUGAGCAGCUUUUACAUACCAACUAUGGUGGAGUUGAUUUUUAUAAGGCUAGAAGAAGUCUAGUUUUUGCUCAACAUUUGCGAGAAGAAGGAGACAGGUUUCGUGAAAAACAUCUAAACUCGAAAGAUGAAAAAGACAAGACACCAUAUACUCCUGAUUGGAGAAAGCAAGUUCCAGGAGAUGGCGAUGCUUUAGGUGGACCAUAUAUCGGUGUACAUAUGAGAAGAGGAGAUUUUGCACACUAUGCGCACAAGGAAACUGUUCCAUCAAUUGAAGAAAUAGGAACUGAAGUACAAAAGUUGCUAGAUAAAUGGAAAAUAAAGAAAGUAUAUCUUUCCACUGAUGGAACUGAUGAAGAAAUUAAAGAAUUACAAAGUUAUAUCAAGGGAAAGGUUUACAUGUACCCACGUCCGAAAGAUGUUGUUGAAAAAUUCAAAGAUGGAGGAAUUGCUAUCAUAGAUCAAUGGAUUGUUGCACAUGCACGAUAUUUCCUGGGUACAUGUGAAUCAACAUUCUCGUUUCGCAUUCACGAAGAACGUGACAUCUUAGGUUUCAGCGGUGAUUCAACAUACAACUGCUUAUGUGGGAAACAAUCACCACCUGACAGAUGUCAUCCACCCACUCAAUGGAGAGUUAAAUUCUCAUGAUACCAUUGUGUUGAAGUAGUUUCAUAAUUUUGCAUAAAACACGAUAACAAAAGAAACGACAUUUUAAAAUUUUGCAUUGCACAAGUUUAUAUUUUUACCUUGGUAAUUUAAGUUUGCCAUGAGCAUUUGAAAUCAUUUUACAGCACAAAAUGUUUUUCUUGGUUUACUUUUGGUAGACAUGUCAACUUUCAAUUUGACACCAACACGUAAUUGUGGUUGUGUUCUUUGCUCACCAUAUAUUUAUUUAUUUAUUUCCAAAUGUAACGUAAUUUCUCAAUAAUUUUUUUAAUUACUUUUUUUAAUCAAUUUAAUAGUUUUGCACACGUUCUACAAAUAAAAUAAAUUUCUUGUGCGA
Messenger RNA from Hydractinia symbiolongicarpus, 1720 nucleotides. RefSeq names its product GDP-fucose protein O-fucosyltransferase 2-like. Bases 43 to 1365 code for a protein of 440 amino acids. The record is from RefSeq and is a predicted model, not a curated record. Gene Ontology annotation, biological process: protein O-linked glycosylation via fucose. Lineage: Eukaryota; Metazoa; Cnidaria; Hydrozoa; Anthoathecata; Hydractiniidae. Gene Ontology annotation, molecular function: peptide-O-fucosyltransferase activity. The transcript is spliced from 5 exons.